UGAUGAUGAUGAUGCCUCAUUUUUGCCAAACGUGUGGCUCCCACUACCGUCAAGGCUGAAACGUUUUUUUUUUUUUUGUUUUUUUUUGCUGUUUGUUUGUUUUUAUGUUUGCAAAGGACAGGUGCAUGGAGAUCGUAGGUGUCAACAUGGGACCUUUCUUUGUUUGUUUGUUUCUUUUUCUUUUGGUUUUUUUCGAUGCUCAUCACAGGAGUAGCUACAGGAAGCAGAUCGGCCGUAAUGGAUUCACGGUGUAAGUGAUGGUGCUGCGCUAUGAUCUCCAGGGACCUUCCGAGUUGUGUAAUGCAUUUAUUCCAUCUACAAGGCGCGCUGCCGUGCAACCUCUCCACGGAUGAGCGCCGCUAAUUGGGGCCCGAUGAUGUAGAGCCAAAUCCACCUGGAUCAAGCUGCUUCCCCCCCUGUGACUCGUCAUGUUCAAUUGAUUUCCUUUUUUUUUUUUUUACCCCGAAGGAUUUUUUUGUGCCACUUUUUUUCCCAAAAUAUUUUUUUUUCAGCAUUAAAUAUGUUUAGAUUGUCCCCAAAGUUGAACAGCUCACGUCGUAUGAGACAUUUAAUCCGAGUCAACCUUGUGACUGAAUAGUUCCCUGACUUUUUUUUUAACCCCCUCCCCUCUCCUCCUCCUCUUCCUCCUCCUCACCCCGUCGGUGGAGCGAAACUUUCCCUGUGUGUCUGUUUAUCCGUUGCGUCCUCCACAAUGUCCAGAUCAAACAGCGUCAGCCCGCCCGGACUCGGUGCGCCCGGGCUUAGGGGAGGGACCGAGCACAGAUCAGCCUGGGGAGAGGCUGACUCUGUGGCCAACGGGUGCCCAUACUCAGCCAGAUCUCCGCGCAACAAGCUCACCCGCACCAACAGCCGCUGGAGGCAGCAGCAGCAGCAGCAGCAGGGGGAGGAGGAGGCGGAGGAUGUUGAUCCGGAGCGCCGGCCUCCUCCAGGGAGAGCCUCCACCACCGUCAGCAGCAGGGUCAGCUUCAGGUCCCGCUCGGCUUGGCAAGACCAUGGCGAGGAGGAGAGCCGCGGCAACAGCAACCCCGCGUCCUCGAAGCGCGCCGACCUGGCCGAGGUGAGGCCUAAGUCCGUGGAGCUGGGUCUGGAGGAGCGCCGGGCCAGAUCGCGGAGCGACAACAAUAAGGGGGAGCGCGAGGAAGACUGGGUCAUGCCGGAGGUGAACGUCUCCCUGGUGGCGUGCUGCGUCAGCGUCAUGCGCGUCUUCAAGUCCAAGAAGUUCCAGUCGGAGAAGCUGGAGCGGCUCUACCAGCGCUACUUCUUCCGCCUCAACCAGAGCAGCCUGACCAUGCUGAUGGGGGUGCUGGUGCUGGUCUUCACCGUCAUGCUGGCCUUCCACUGCUCCGGAGCUCCGACGGUGCCCUACGUGGUGGUGUUCUCCCUGGCCAUCUUCCUCACGCUGGUGCUCAUGGUGGUGUGCAACCGGAACGCGUUCCACCAGGACCACAUGUGGGUGGUGUGCUACGCCGUGAUCCUGCUGGUGAUCGUGAUCCAGGUGAUAGGCGUGCUGCUGGUGCAGCCCCGGAGCGCCUCGGAGGGGAUCUGGUGGACCGUGUUCUUCAUCCAUGUCAUCUACACGCUGCUGCCCGUCAGGAUGCGCGCCGCUGUCAUCACUGGAGUUAUUCUCUCCGCCAUCCACGUGGCCAUUUCUUGGAUGUUGAACGGAGUGGACAGCUUUCUGUGGAAACAGAUAGUCUCCAACAUCCUGGUCUUCUCCUGCUCAAACAUUGUAGGAGUGUGUACGCACUACCCGGCUGAGGGCUCCCAGAGGCAGGCCUUCCAGGAGACCAGGGAGUGCAUCCAGGCUCGCCUCCACUCCCAGAGGGAAAACCAGCAGCAGGAGCGCCUCUUACUCUCAGUACUUCCUCGUCAUGUUGCCAUGGAGAUGAAGGCUGACAUAAAUGCCAAGCAGGAGGACAUGAUGUUUCACAAGAUCUACAUCCAAAAGCACGACAACGUCAGCAUCCUGUUUGCUGACAUCGAGGGCUUCACCAGUCUGGCGUCGCAGUGCACGGCUCAGGAGUUGGUGAUGACGCUCAAUGAGCUUUUCGCCCGCUUUGACAAGUUGGCAGCGGAGAACCACUGUCUGCGGAUCAAGAUCCUGGGCGACUGCUACUACUGCGUGUCUGGGCUCCCAGAGGCCAGAGCCGAUCACGCCCACUGCUGCGUGGAGAUGGGGCUGGACAUGAUCGAGGCCAUCUCGCUGGUGCGGGAGGUGACCGGGGUGAACGUGAACAUGCGAGUCGGCAUCCACAGCGGCAGAGUGCACUGCGGGGUGCUGGGACUCAGGAAGUGGCAGUUUGACGUCUGGUCCAACGACGUCACGCUCGCAAAUCAGAUGGAAGCGGGAGGCAAGGCCGGGCGCAUACACAUCACAAAGGCCACCCUGAACUACCUGAACGGGGACUACGACGUGGAGCCGGGAGCAGGAGGAGAGAGAAACGCCUACUUGAAGAGGAGCAACAUAGAAACCUACCUCAUUGUGGGCUGCAGUCAGAAAAGGAAAGAGGAAAAGGCGAUGAUUGCCAAAAUGAGUCGACAGAGGACCAACUCCGUCACCCACAACAGCGGCCACUGGGCUGACCGUGCCUUCCACAACCACAUCUCUAAGGAGAUGAAGAGGAUGGGCUUUGAGGAUCCCAAAGACAAGCAUUUUAUUUUCAGGAACACGCAAGAAAACCUGAACCCGGAGGACGAGGUGGACGAGUUCCUGGGCCGGGCCAUCGACGCGCGCAGCAUCGACCGCCUGCGCUCCGAACACGUCAAAAAGUUCCUGCUCACCUUCAGAGAGCCCGACCUGGAAAAAAAGUACUCCAGGCAGGUGGACACCAGGUUCGGGGCGUACGUGGCCUGUGCCACCCUCGUCUUUUUCUUCAUCUGCUUCAUCCAGAUCGUCAUUGUGCCGACCUCCAGUCUGAUGAUCGGCUUCUUCAUCACGUGCUUCAUCAUCCUGACGGGCGUCAUGUUCAUCUCAGCUGUGUACUGCUGCUUUGGAAUCUUCCCCGCUCCUCUGCAGACUCUUUCCAAAAGUAUCGUCCAGUCCCGACUCAACAGCACCUUGGUGGGCGUCUUCACCAUCAUCAUCGUCUUCCUGUCCGCUUUCAUUAACAUUUUCACCUGCAGCAGUCACGACCUGCGGAGCUGCAUCAAGUCGGAGCUCAACAUCAGCCGGGACCUGGUGGACGCCUGCCACGCUGUCCUCCUCAACUACAACCUGGACACGCAGCACGGCUCCUGCGGAGACGACGCCCUCAUCUGCAGCUUCCCUGAGUACUUCACCUGCUGUGUGCUGCUCAGCCUGCUGGCCUGCUCCGUCUUCCUGCAGGUCAGCAGCAUCGGGAAACUCUUCCUCAUGCUCUUCAUCGAGCUGCUCUACCUGCUCAUCAUGGAGGUGCCUAAAGUGAGCCUUUUUGACAACCAGGACCUGCUGGUUAUAGCAAACGCCCUGAAUUACACCAAACCAGAAAACGGCACAAGGUGUCUGGUGGACAACAAGGUUCCUCUGAAGAUCAUGACCCCCGUGGUGAUCACUGUCUUCGUCCUCGCCCUUUACCUUCACGCCCAGCAGGUGGAGUCGACGGCCAGGCUGGACUUCCUCUGGAAGCUGCAGGCCACAGAGGAGAAGGAGGAGAUGGAGGAGCUGCAGGCAUACAACCGCCGCCUGCUCCACAACAUCCUGCCCAAAGACGUGGCCGCUCACUUCCUGCAGCGCGAGCGGCGCAACGACGAGCUCUACUACCAGUCCUGCGAGUGCGUCGCCGUCAUGUUCGCCUCCAUCAGCAACUUCUCCGAGUUCUACGUGGAGCUGGAAGCCAACAACGAAGGGGUGGAGUGUCUGCGGCUGCUCAACGAGAUCAUCGCCGACUUCGACGAGAUCAUCAGCGAGGAUCAGUUCCGUCAGCUGGAGAAGAUCAAGACCAUCGGCUCCACAUACAUGGCGGCUUCCGGUCUCAACGAUUCCACGUACGACAAGGCCGGGCGCUCGCACAUCCGCGCCAUGGCCGACUACGCCAUGCGGAUGAUGGACCAGAUGAAAUACAUCAACGAACACUCCUUCAACAACUUCAAAAUGAAAAUAGGUCUAAACAUUGGCCCAGUGGUUGCUGGAGUGAUAGGGGCUAAGAAGCCUCAGUACGACAUUUGGGGGAACACGGUAAACGUAGCGAGCCGCAUGGACAGCACAGGGGUCCCGGAGAGGAUCCAGGUGACGGCGGAUCUGCAGCAGGUGCUGAACUCCUACAACUACACACUGGAAUACCGAGGCGUCGUCACCGUCAAAGGCAAAGGAGAGAUGAUGACCUACUUUCUCACGGCUGGACCCCCCGGAAGUUAACCUUCACUAAGUGACAAUCAGACACAUGGGAGGUUGUGCACCGUCUCUCGUAACGAGCUGGCGAACAGACAGACCUCCGACAGCUUAGGGCAGAUUGAGAGUUUUCCCCUCGCAGCAGCGGACGCUCCUUGAACCGGUCGGCACGUCGAACGGACGGAAGGAUUCGUCCUUCUUUUUUUUUUUUUCAGGAGGAGCUCACGGACGGCCGAGGGGACGUCUGCUCUAGUGAAUUUUUGACCAAAGAUGUCCAAUCGGAGCGCAAAGACAGAUUCGUCCAGCCCGGCCCUGACAGAAAACAAAAAGAAAAAGAUCCUGGAAGAAACUUGCCCAGUCGGGUUCUCCGAUGGGGUUCUUGGACAAAACGUACAGGGCGACCUGAGCUACGUCGCCUGCUCUCUGCCUUUUUUUUUUGUUUUAUUAUUAUUUCCCUGCUGUUUCUGAACUCUAUGUACAUGUAAAACCCAGAAAGUUUUAUGUGUAUGUGGAUGACUUUAUGUACCGUUUGUAGAGAUGCAGAUCUCUCAAGUACGGACACAAAGCCAGCAGCACUGCAGUCCUCGCUUGUUAGUGCGUCCAUCUCUCCGUCAAUCAGCACCAGACGACCUGCGUGCGUCACAAAAAGUAUUCACAUCCCUUGAACUCCUUCACGUUUUGUCACUUUGGAAAAGACAAAAGUUUAUUUCUAAGAGGCUUUAUGUAAUAAACCAAUACAGAGGCAGGGGUACAUGUGAAAUUGAAGUAAAAGGAUAGAUUUAAGGAAAACGUUUUUUGCAAAUAUCUGAAGAGUGUGGAGUGCCCACGUCAAUAUUUUGUACAACCGCCAGCUGCAAAGACUUUCGAUGAAUUUCUCGACCAACUUAUAAACUCUAAAAUGUUUUACCUUUUCCUUUUUCAAAAUGACCCAAGCUCAUUUAGAUUUGAAUUAAGUUUUUCUGUAAUUGUUUUUUAGCAUCAUAGAUUCUUUAUUAGUUUUAGCAUUAGCUUUGGGAUGCUGCAUUUGCUGGAAGGAAACUUCAAGUCUUUUGAUGCUUCUAAAAGGCUUUCCUUCUUUCAACCCCAUUUCUGUUGGAGAAAAACAUCCCCACAGUAUGACGCUGCCACCACCCUGUUUCUUGAUGGUGUGAGUGUGCCCAACGUAAUAUGCUUGAUAGCUUAACUGCCACACAUGGUGUUUUAAUGUGACAACAGCAUCUUCUUCCACAUGUUUGUCCCUCGUGGGCCUCCAUACCUCUUGUUCUCUUGCCACUCUUCUUUAUUCACCAGGAGAGGAACCUCUGGAGGCAAUCGAGCAUUUUUUGUUUUCUCUUUUAGAAUAGAAACAAUUCAGCAAUUUCUAUUUGCGCUCCCAGUAAAUUCCCGUUGACGUCUGAUGUUGUAAAGUGACAAAACGUGGAAAGUCAGACGGGUAUGAAUACUUUUUUUUUUUUGGGGGCGGGGUACUCUAUGAGUUCCUGCACACCGUUUGUCUCAUACUCCUAUAGUAUAUAGAUUAUGUUUAAUUGAAAAGUCCAACACAGUGUUUAUAUGAAGCUUCCCAUUAUCCUCAGUGAGUAAAAAACAAAAAAAGAAGAAAAAAAGCUUUUUUACUUCUGAAGAGGUUUUGUAUUUUGACUUCAAAACACCAACCCCACUAGAUAUUUAAAGAUUAUAUAUUUUCUACAUUCAUAUAAUACAGAGCUAUGUAUAAACUACAGUGCGUCUCCACAUGUGCACACAGCAAGAAGCCCUCACUGGUGUUGCCUGAUUCCCUCUCCCCUCCUGCUCUUUUGAACAAAUCAAGCAUACCUUUUUUUUUCUUUUUUUUUUUUUUAUAUGCAGGAAGUCGACUGCUGCUCCCCUUCGAUGUGUCUCAAUGUCACAGCAGAGAGGAAAACGCGGUCGGAGCGACUCGCUAGAUGGACCGAAAGGCAUCAGCCGCGGCGCUCAGACGCCAUUUUGCACUCCGGUGCUUUCCGCCGUCCACCCCUCCGCCUCGCGCACAGCUCCACCUGCAGGCCCUAAUUGUUUGCUCGCUUAGGUGGUACGACACAAUGAAUGUCCAAUGUUCUCCAAUGAGGCCUUCAAUGCGGACUCUAGAGCGACUACCAUGAUGAUGCUCAGCCUGUCGACAGAGACGGAUUGAGCAUGCGUGGGAAAAUGUGCACUUUUUAAAUCUGCUGUUUAUGGUUUUUUUUGUUUGUUUUUUCUCUCAUCAAAGUUUUUCUUUCAGUAUUGCAUCAUUGCUCUGCAUUGCUUCCUCUCACAUACAGAACUUUCACCCGUUGCUUGGAUGAGUCCGACUAUAGUAAUGUAAAAUUCUUCGGGACAAUGUCAAACUUUCACUUGAGAAUAUGAAAAAUCUUCAUCCUUUGAUGUUUUUAUUGCCAGUAAAGGUCACGAAUGCCCAAAAUUUGCUAAUAUUUGGGAAUAAAUACAACAAAAGGGGGGGAAAUGACUAAAAAGAAAAAAAAAUCUGUAAUUUGUUAGCCAUAAUCUAUUAACCGCUUCGGCCAGACUAGGUCUUUUCCCAAACAAAAACUGCGAUACCAAACUUCUAUUACUAGUUCAGGAAUCAACAUGUUCUGUUCUCAGUGCAUGUAAGCUAAUGGUGAAAACUACACAUUUCAUUUAAUCACGCAAAUAAUGAUCAGCUUCUGAAUUCUCCCUGUUGGACCUUCUGUCAACUUCAGCCUUCUGGGCCAACUAAUCAGGAUUCAUAGCAAACAAAGACACCAUGGCAGUAAAAUAUUAACAGUGGAUAUUAACAAAUCCGCCACAUUUCCUUUACAGUUCCCAUUUUAAAACUAUACAGGCUCGACAGUUUUUCACUUUAAACAUUGACAGCUUGUACAAACAUCCAUAAAUUGUACACUGGUAACGUUUGAAAAAUAAUGAGGUUUUAUCUCAUUCCCUUCAGGAAGCGCUCAGUGUUUGUCGUGAGCAACGCCAAAAGAAAAGGCAGCAACUAUAUAGAACUAUAGAUGAUGCAAAGUGGAAUCCAGAGAGAACCUUUCAGACUUACAUUCCUCAUGUUUUACAUCUGGAAUUAAUAUAUUCACACAUAGGCAAUAUGAACAUACCAAGGCUUUUAAGAGUUAAAAAUUGCAAAAAGUUUUCUGUCAGUCUUCUUUAGUUGAAUAUUCCUAGAACAUUCAACAGAAACCUCCCCUUAGUGUGGAAAUUAAAGAAGCAAAACCCUUUAUACUGUUGAGGUAAAACAAACUGAACCAGCUAAAAUAUGGUUAUUAAGGUUAAUUUUCUGUACAAUAAAAACUUAAAACUUCAACAAAAAAAAAUUCAGAAGUAACCAUAUCAGGGUUUUUGUUUUUUUUUGUGUGAAUAUAUCAAAUUUUAGACAUUAACUGUAAUUACAUGCUACAUCAUUUUUACAAGUAAAUUUUACAUUACAUAGUUAUAAUUUUUAUUAAAAUGUGUUAAGGACAAUUGGAAACAUUUUCAACAUUAUUGAAGGUUAUCAUAGAUAACCUCAUCCCAGCCUAAAUGUGCGUAACUGAUUUGGUUACUGGCAAUAAGAAAAAAAGUUUACUUUCUUCUACUUUACUGGUAGGAUACAAUAGGUAAAUCAAUAUUUUAAGCCCCUGGAAAAUAAAACUGCAAUAUCCCACCCAGGUGAGUAUUGUAUUAACCUGUUGCACUUCUGCUGCAACACAUCCACACUUUUAAAUGCCGUUUCAUUUGACUCGCUGAAUGUUGUGCCAAUUUAAGCCCGUGUUUUUGUUUUUUCAUUUUUAGUUUGUUUGAGCUUAAAUGCGUUACAGCUGCUGAUUUCUCACACAAUGACCCUGACAUGAAGCAUCUGUCACAAAAGCAGCUCCAGAGAGAAAACGAUGGGUUGUUUUUGUUGUUUUGUUCCGACUCCAUUUCUUUUCUCUUUUUUUUUUUUUACAGUAAAAUAAACUGCUGAGAUGUUUCACGGGUACAUAUCGGUAUUUUUCUUCCAUAUACUUUGCUCGUCACUGAUAAACUCAGUCUUGUGUAUAAAAACUGGUGUGUUGGGCAGAGUGUACUUACGUUUUUACUGAAAAAUCUGUUAUGAAAGUACCUAACGUCUACCAACAGAUGGCAGCAGAGCUCCAUCAUUUUGUUUAUGAAGGCGCGGCAUUCAUGAUUAAAGCUUGGAAAACAAGACGGACGAACUGAUUAAUACAGUUGGUUCAUCCAUAACUCUAUUAAUAUCUAUAUUUACAUUAUAGUCAAAUCACUCAUUGCUUCGUUAAGUUUGGUACUUGGUCAUGAAAUCCUCUUGUGUUCAGUAGAAAAUAGGUUUUGUAGCAGAAGCACAGCAGCAUUUAUUUGGUUUUGAAGCAGACAUAAUGACGUUGACCUUUUUUGGACAGGAAAAUUUGCCCUAAUUGGGUGAAAUUUGCCACAAAAUGAUCCCUCAUCACAUGAGGAUACAACUCAUGUUAUUCAAGUUAGCAGCACAUCUAAACAUCCAGAAAAAGCGCAAGUGUUUUUCAAAAAACUCAUAUGUAAUGUUACGUAUCAGUCUGCUGGGGGAAAAAAACAAACGGCAAUUACAAUUUCUUGUGCGUCACGUGGGAGUCUCUAAAUCUCGUGGUAAACUGCAGCUUGUUGUUGCCCGUUAGGAAAUGUAAUUUGAAAGCAGCUAAAUAGCUGCAAAACAACUUUUAAGUACUGGCAGAGCAGAAGCUUGAGAUAUGAACUCAGACUUGAUGUCGACUCUAAAGUAAGAUACUCAAAAAACUUUGAGAAAAAUAAACACACAUUAGCCUUGUUAAUUCUCAGGUAAAAAAUAUUAUCUGCAUCCAUCCAUCACUGUAACAGUCAAGCUAAAAUACAUCCUUAUACGUGCUUUCCUUCACACUAAAUCCAUCUCCAUGAACAAUUGCGUAUAAGGCACUGAUAUUUAUUUUCAGUUCUAAAAUAAUUUUCCCAGGUUGAAUAAAAUGCAUCAUCAAACAUUAUGUUUGGUGCAAGAGUGCAUUUCAUUUAUACAGCGCAGAUUCCUAACAUGUCCAGACAACAUUGUUGUUUCAUAUCCAGAAACAUGAAAGACACUCAGAUAGAAAAGAUUGAAGUUCAAUAACAUACAUUUCAAACCAACGCCAGCUUUAACAGUGACGUUCAUAAUGCCAACUGGUAACACGUUACCGUAGGAAGCUUGGCUGUCAGCAGCUUGUCAUGUACGUGGCGACAGUAGAAAGCACCAACUCCCUUUUAACAAGAAAAAAAGAAAACCAGGAUCUGCUUGGGAAUCGCCGAGUGGCCGAUCGCAGCAGCCUCUUACACCAGAAAAUGUGUUUAUUUUUGGUUCCAUCGUUCUCAAAAAUACGAGCUCCGCCAGUGUUCAUGCGAAACACGUUUUGCACAAAGAAUAGGUUGUCAUGGAGACUGUGCCCAGGCUGGUGGACAGACAUUACUACUGCCCACAAUGUUACACCAAUUUCUUAGAUUUGUGGUUUCCAAAUUUGAUAAUCAAUUACACAGCAGUAUGAGGGCAGCACAAACAGAAUCGUUAGGGUAUAGUCAUUAUAACUCAUGAGUAAUUUUACCUUUUUUAGUAUUACCAUUGUCUGUUGUUCAGUUUGAUUUGUGAAACAUGACUUGUUAAUUUACAGGUUUGCUGUUUGGGAACAACAGAUGUAAAAGGUGCUGCUGUCUCUCUCUAAAGACUUUUGCUCUCUCAACAUCUGAAGGUAGACAGUCCAAUGUCGCUCCAAAAGCAGAAAAGUGUCAUUUUGUUUCAUGUUUACAUUAAUUAAUUAAAUGACAAAUUUAAUAUAUAAGCUACUAAUGUAUAAUGUACUAAUGUUAAUGCUUUAUUUUGAAUUCUUUUGCCCCUCUUUUCCUGGUGAUGACGUCUUCAAAACGCUCUUUCAAUUUCCAUCCCCAAACAAAACUGGUCGAUAUUUCCCCGAAUCUCAAUUUCCUGACAAAACCGCCCACGCAACAUAUUUACUGUAACUGCAAAGAUGCAGGAUGUGGAGUCCGUGACGCAAGACUCCACAUCCUGGCUCCCAAGAAAGCCUGAGCCGUUGUAGCGCGAGAGCCGGCAUGAGGUCAUGUAGGUGUGGUCGCUGCUGGAAAAGCGGAGUAAAAAUCAGACUGCAUUAAUGGGUCGCAUGAGAACGACUUGUUAACGUCUGAUGCCAGAUGUGCGAAGAGCUGCAAGACUUAAAACCGUUUGUUUUCCUUUCCAGCUUCCUCUGCACACACCUUCAGUCACAAUAAGAAUGUAAAAGUUCAGAGAGCAAAGAAACCAAAGCUGCCCACACAAAUGUUGAACGUUGCAUAUAAGCUGCGUGAAAGCAGCGCAAAAGUCCCACGUUCCUGUUGUCGUAAGUACCAGGAAAAAAAAAAACGGCUGAGCUAAAGAACUCAGUAGGAGGUAAAGAAAACAGUGAUGCAUCUUUGCUGUUGGCAACACGGAUGUGUUUAUUCACACAGUCAUUGUGACAGUGGCAUACGCUCGAGGCUGUGUAGGCGAGGAAGGAUGCGGCUGCAAACCGUCUGAGCCGACAGGAGCUUCAUGUUGUCACAAGCACACAUUUAUACACGUCUAUACAAUUAAAAAAAACAAAACACCAAGUUCAGAAAUGAUUACAUCUUGCACUGAAAUCAGUCAUUGAAUAAAUAAUGAGCUCUUGCAAAAGACAACAACAAAAAAAAACAUAUGAUAUGACUGUUUUUACCCCUGAUUAGUGAAUAAUUUAAAGUUUGAGUGACUCAAACAGGAAGGCAGCGUUGCAUAGUUUCACCUCGAGACCAAAAAUGGACAUUCCUACUGUGGAUACAGCUGAAGAAAUACCAGUACUGGGUUUAAAAGAAAGCAUGGGGGCAAGUAGGCAGAACAUGGACGAAAGGUAAAAAAAGAAAAAAGAAAAAGAGAUUCAGAUUAUUGAGUUUCUCUGCGUGUUUUCAGAUUGUUACCUCUUGGUAUCAAAGUAAAAAAAACUACCUGCUGGAGCUUUUCUUAGUUUUAUUCUAAUUUAACCUCUUGUAGUCUAAAGAUUUGUUUUCGGAUUGCUUCUUCACUUUCUUGCCACAAACUCUUACAAAUGAAAUAAAUACACACUGGCAACGCAAUGCAAAUUCUAACACAUUCUCCACCUAAUUGUCAACACCAACUUGGACAUCUUGCAAAAUAUGUCCAGCAUCCACACAAGUUCUUCUUAAAGUUUAAAAACUAUGCAUGUGCACUGGUAUCUAGACACCAUUACAAACAAUGACAUAGAGGUAUACUUUGCACAAUCCCACUCUGGCGUCUGUCCUGGAAAACUCAAGUUUUUAUGGGUUAGUUAAUAUCCGUCUCGUUUCUUCUGACUCCACUUCCAAAUGACUUUAAAUGUGAGCUAAAGUUGAAACGACCGGAAAGAAAAAGGAGGAAACGGUAUCAAAGAAAAGAAAGACGAGCUUCAAUCUUUAGCCGGACUGCAGAACGUCUUUUGAGCUUUGAUGUAGGUCAUGCUGACAUUAUCGUCACCUGCUUGCAAAGCAUUAGUAAUAGAGCAUUUUGUAAUACAAUCCCAUGUAGAUAUUUUCCAAAGAAGAAAGAUUUAAAACGAGAUGUGGGAUUUUCUGUAAAAUUUAACGGGAGUUUUAAUUAUUCAAGACAAGUUCAGAUUAUCCUUUCAAUCGGCAGACAUGUUCUUUAUGCGUCACAAUCAGCUUAAAGUUCCCAACGUGGAACAGGAGGCGGGUGUUGAACACAACCAGCUAAUAUCAAGCCUCAAAAUAAUAAAGGCAUUAGCCAACAGAAUUUAAGGCUGAGGCUGCUUUUGUAUUUAAAAACUCCUGAUGCAUCUUAACCACCUGGGUGAAGAUCACAGCAGACCUCAGAUAAAUUUAAAGGAAACUCCCGACACAUGUUGCCCAUUUGGUUCUGCGAUCCAACUGCAUGCCUCUAAAGCACACAAAGCUGCUGACUAAUGCAUUUAUGAGAAAAUGAGUCAAAAGUUUUGCCCCAGACAAAGCCAAAAAUAAAGCACAGUCAGCAACCGGUGCUGCUGCUUUGAGAGAGAGCUUAGAGCAGGGGAGAGAAAAGCGGCGGAAACUCUGAUUUUACAUUUU
Messenger RNA from Gambusia affinis (western mosquitofish), 12388 nucleotides. It is a transcript of the gene adcy5, whose product is annotated as adenylate cyclase 5. The record is from RefSeq and is a predicted model, not a curated record. NCBI's taxonomy places the organism in Eukaryota, Metazoa, Chordata, Actinopteri, Cyprinodontiformes, Poeciliidae. Gene Ontology annotation, molecular function: adenylate cyclase activity. Gene Ontology annotation, biological process: adenylate cyclase-activating G protein-coupled receptor signaling pathway; intracellular signal transduction; cAMP biosynthetic process. Gene Ontology annotation, cellular component: plasma membrane. The coding region runs from base 713 to 4354 and encodes 1213 amino acids. The transcript is spliced from 21 exons.